AUUUCCCCUCAUAUCUGACUGUCUCUCACCAUCGCUCCUCCCUCCUCUUGCGUUAAAUUCAAAAGAUGAAUGCAAAAUAAGUGACUCUCAAAUAUUCCUAGAAAUUUCUGACAAUUCCCAUGAAGUUUCCAAUUAAAUGAAAGCAACGAGUUCCAAGGGGUUUUGUUCGUGCUCUUUUUUUCCUCUAGACGGUGGUGAAGAAGGGAGUUACAGAGUAUGGGAUGGUUCUCCUGCUUCUUCAGUCCAUCUACUAAACAGGAUGAUCCAUCUGAGGAUCAUUAUAAAACGGCCAUCAAAAUAUCAAGGCAUGAAAAAGAAGAUGGCAUCGUACGUCAGAAAAGAGAAAAAGAUGAACAGGUUGCGAUAGAGAGAGCAACGGAAGAAAGCUUGAAGCUGUUUGAGAAAGAGGAGGAAAAGAGAAGAUUAGAUAAGUCAAAGGAGGAAGGCAAAAGAGAGAAAGUGGAUGAUGAUGAUGAUCAAGUGGAUACUGAACAGAUUGAGAUGAAUAUAGCAACGGAAGAAAGCUUGAAGCUGUUUCAGAAAGAGGAGGAAAAGAGAAGAUUAGAAAAGUCAAAGGAGGAAGGCAAAAGAAAACAAGUGGGGGAGGAGGAGGAGGAUGAUAAGGGACAAUUUAAGCAUUCCAAAGACAAACAAGUUGCUCCUCCUAGUUGUAGCAUAUGCAAUGGUUGCAAAUCUGAGAUCAAAGAUGGACUAUCUGUCAAAGCCUUUGGUGAUCUUUGGCAUCCUCGUUGUCUAUGUUGCCUUCAUUGUCACAAACCAAUUGCCCUGGGCGAGAUUGCAAGAAAAGCAAUAUUCCACAGAUCUUGCUAUAAGGAGCACCGUCAUCCCACCUGCUGUGUCUGCCAAAAGAAGAUUCCCCCAACAGAGGACGGUAUAAAGUACAACGAGCAUCCGUUCUGGAAGGAGAAAUACUGUCCUUGUCAUGAUAGUGAUGGAACUGCCAAGUGUUGCAGCUGUGAAAGAUUAGAGCCUAGAGGAACAAAUUUUGUGAUGCUUGGUGAUGAUCGGUGGCUAUGUCUACAAUGUAUGGGAUCUUCGGUCAUGGAUACUUAUGAAUGCCAUGAUUUGCAUUUGGAAAUCCGUGACUUCUUCGAUGGCUUGUUCUUGCCAGUUGAUAAAGAGUUUCCACUUCUUCUUGUUGAGAAACAAGCUCUGAAUAAAGCUGAGCAAGAAGAGAAGAUUGACUAUCAUCAUGCAGUGGUAACAAGAGGUAUUUGCUUGUCCGAAGAGCAAAAUGUCACAAGUGUAAAAGAAAGACCAAAGAUGGGACCAAACAACAAGCUAAUCGACAUAGUUACAGAGACUCAAAUGGUGAGCGGAUGCGAGGUCACUGCAAUUCUCAUUAUAUACGGACUUCCUAGGUUACUCACAGGAUAUAUCUUGGCUCACGAGAUGAUGCAUGCUUACCUUAGACUCAACGGUUAUAAGAAUCUUAAGUUAGAGCUUGAAGAAGGAUUAUGUCAAGUGUUAGGCCUCAGGUGGUUGGAGUCUCAUACAUUUGCCUCUACUGAUGCUGCUGCGGCUUCUUCUUCCUCCAACACCCCUCCAGCUGCCAGCACGUCAAAGAAACUUGACGACUGGUCUGAUUUUGAGAAGAAGCUCGCCGAGUUUUGCAUUCAUCAGAUCAAAGAAGAUGAUUCACCGGUCUACGGUCUGGGAUUUCAACAGGUCCACGAGAUUUUGGUCUCAAAUCACUACAACCUUAAGGAUACUCUGAAAGACAUUGUCAACGCUUCAAAGAGUGUACCAGUUUCAAAGUUUUGAGUCACCCCAUAUGUUAUACGUAUACCAAUAAUAUACAUAAACACGUAUACAUACAUGAUAUAUGCAUGCAUACAGACGCACAGCACAAGUUGAGGGACUGCUUUCUACUUUUGUGGUAUUGCUAUUUAUUUAUGUUUUUAACAUUUUUUCUUCUUUGUUUCCGGUAAAAGUCUGAAACUUUGAACUGUC
Messenger RNA from Raphanus sativus (radish), 1974 nucleotides. RefSeq names its product protein DA1-related 3. Gene Ontology annotation, molecular function: ubiquitin binding. Lineage: Eukaryota; Viridiplantae; Streptophyta; Magnoliopsida; Brassicales; Brassicaceae. The record is from RefSeq and is a predicted model, not a curated record.